AUCAGAUUGCUUUAUUUACCUAGCAACCACGUUGCUAUGUAAAUCAAAGAAAGAAGAAAAUAGAAGCAGUUUAGAAUUUCUCUCAUAAAGUCAACAUUUUAAGCGUUUAAACAGAGUGGAAUCUUCUUAGAUACUUAUUCAAUACAAAGAUAAAAAUGGCAAAACUAGUACAAGCACCCCCACGAUUCACCCACAAUGAAUGGAACAUUUCAAAUAUGUCAAAGUACAGGAAUGCAGAGGCAGAACGUAUAGCUGCUGAACGUCUCUGUGAUGAAUCUGACCGCCUUUUGGAUGAAACAGCAAAAAGAACAGAUAAAACUCAGAAAGAUGUCAAUAAAAAGUUUGAUCAAAGAAUUGAUGACGUAAAUUUCUGGAAGAAAGAACUAGAUGAUAAGCUAGAUGGAAUUAAAAAUGAAACUGAAAACUUAAUGGCAUACAAAACUCGAGUGGAGAAAGCAAUAGCAUCAUGCCAUGAACCUCUUCACAUAGCAAAACAGUGUUUGAUCAACAGAGAAAAGAGACGUGGGAUUGACCUGGUACACGACGAUGUGCAGAAAGAACUCAUGAAGGAAGUUGAGACGAUUGAAGGUGUCUUGGCACUUCUGAAACGUGCACUGGAACAAUCUAAUGAGCAACUGAGGUUAAACAGGAAAGGCAAAUACAACUUGGAAAAAGACUUGAAGGACAAAUUCUCCGCUCUUUCUAUAGAUGAAGACUGUAGAGAACUCAGGAACAACUCAGCCGGGCUUAAGUUCAAGGGAGAUGCUGCUAAAAUAGAAACAAACUCUCUAACACCAGAAGACUGGCAAGAUUUCUCUAAUGAGAACAUCGUUAGAACAGAACAAGAGAGAAUGGCCUCCGUGAACCUGCGAUCAAUGAUAGAUGGCAUCCUACAACAGACAUGCAAUGAUAUGACCAAGCAGAAUGAGAACACAAACAUCUCAUUCCAGAAACGAGUAGCUGAAUCCAAAGACUCCAAAUCUAAACUUGAAGAUCAUCUUUCAAAGGUGAUCAAACAGAUCAAGGAUAUGGAAGAGAACAUCUCACGUCUCACCAUGGGCCUAGCUGACAAAGAAGCCCCAUUGAAACUCUCCCACACCCGUCUAGAUGACAGAACAAACCGACCAAAUGUCGAGCUCUGUCGAGAUCCAGUUCAAUACCGCCUCAUCGGAGAGGUCCAAGAAAUCGAACAAUCUGUUGCCCGUCUUAGGGAAAAACUUGGGGCAUCUGAGGCUUCCCUUAAAGGCCUGGAUAGGCAGAAGCUUGGACUUGAAGAGGAUAUUGACGUUAAAGCAAAUACUUUGUUUAUUGAUGAGGUCCAGUGCAUGGGAAUGAGGGAAAGCAUCAAUAUUCAGUCAUUUUAACCAGCUGACUAUUAUGGGAUAGGCUAGAUUAAUAUUAAUAUGUUCAACUGGGUCACACUGAAAUAUGCUCAUAAUUUUCCUGUCGAUGUUGAGUCAAGAGAAUCUUUUGUAUAAAAUGUGAUAU
This is a messenger RNA of Owenia fusiformis, 1488 nucleotides long. The record is from the annotation of a GenBank genome assembly. NCBI's taxonomy places the organism in Eukaryota, Metazoa, Annelida, Polychaeta, Sabellida, Oweniidae.